UAAGGAAUCAAUCUCCUCUGCACAGGAUUGGGCUUAUAAACAUAAACACACAUAACAUCAAACACCAUGACGUAUUCAACAUUGAAACGGUCACUGGAGAUUGAGUUAAUAUCAGCGGAGGGACUCAAGGUAGAUCGAAAACCGGUGAAGAGAAAGACAUUCUGCAUCGUCAGAAUAGACCAGAAGAGUCAGGCUUGUAAACCGGAUGAACUGGGUGGGAGUUAUCCGGUUUGGAAAGAUAAGAUCGAGAUGGACAUGGCGAUGAACGGUAGUGUAAGGUUUAUCUCCAUCGAAGUGUUAUAUAAAACAAGUGGUGGAGCUGAGAAGAGUGUUGGGCUCGCUAAGAUUCCAGUGACGGAUUUCAUGGGAGGUUUUGCUCCUCAAGGGCAUUUAAACUUCUUGAGUUACAGGUUGAGAGACGAGUAUGGCGACAAGAGUGGGAUCGUUAAUGUGUCAAUAAUGGUGAAGCCUGACGGUAACGGUUUAAAAUACUCAUCGCCUUCUAUGGCGGCUCCAGCGGAUUAUGCGGCGUGUUCUUCACAGGCGGCUGCGGCGGCGAAUGGUCAAAUGUGGAGACCACCAAGGACAUCUUCAUCAAUGGCGUUGACGACUGGUUACAGAGGUCGUGUAGUAGUAACAGGAGUUCCUGUUUGGGGUGCGUAUCCACGGUCGUCCUAA
Molecule: messenger RNA, 678 nt
Organism: Brassica oleracea var. oleracea
Lineage: Eukaryota; Viridiplantae; Streptophyta; Magnoliopsida; Brassicales; Brassicaceae
Product: BON1-associated protein 2-like
Exons: 1
Coding region: 67-678 (203 amino acids)
Biological process (GO): defense response
Source: RefSeq, a predicted model, not a curated record